CGAGCCCGGAGGGGACGCGCCCGUGUCACCGCGACAGAAGCGCUGCGCUGAGCUGUCUGCGGGGAGCACUGGGGCUUGCCCGGCCCUGUCGGUACCUGCCCCCCAGGUGAUUCCAUCCUGCACGGGGCACCUGUGCCGAGGCUCAGACUGGAGGUGCGGCUUGAUCUUUGAGCGCCUGCUGUGUGCCGUGAAAGUAGCCUCGAGCCUCAUUUUCCUGGAACUUAACUUUCAAAGGAGGCAAACUGAUUUUUUUAAUCACAGCAGAUUAAGCUCCAUGAAGGAGCCCAGCAGGUUGUGAGAGAGCCGAGGUGGCACUGUCCCACAGAGCCCAGGGUAGGACAGAACAGGGAGGUCUGCGCCCAGCCUGGAGGCGCCUCGUGGAGGGACUUUGUGCCGUUCUCCCGGCAUUGAGAACCUUCCGUGUGAACUUCAGAGGAACUUCCAGCUUAUGCGAGAGCUGGACCAGAGGACAGAAGAUAAGAAGGCAGAGAUCGACAUCCUCGCUGCAGAGUAUAUAUCUACUGUGAAGACGCUUUCUCCAGACCAGCGCGUGGAGCACCUGCAGAAGAUCCAGAGUGCCUACAGCAAGUGUAAGGAGUACAGUGAUGAUAAGGUGCAGCUGGCCAUGCAGACCUAUGAGAUGGUGGAUAAACACAUUCGAAGGCUGGAUGCAGACCUGGCACGCUUCGAAGCGGAUCUGAAGGACAAGAUGGAGGGCAGUGACUUUGAAAGCUCUGGAGGACGAGGUUUAAAAAAAGGUCGAGCUCAGAAAGAAAAAAGGGGCUCUCGGGGUCGUGGCAGGAGGACCUCAGAGGAAGAUACUCCAAAGAAAAAGAAGCAUAAAGGAGGGUCAGAGUUCACCGACACCAUCCUGUCUGUACAUCCCUCUGAUGUGCUGGACAUGCCUGUGGACCCAAAUGAGCCCACCUACUGCCUGUGCCACCAGGUGUCCUACGGGGAGAUGAUAGGCUGUGACAACCCGGACUGUCCUAUUGAGUGGUUUCACUUCGCCUGUGUGGAUCUGACCACAAAACCCAAAGGAAAAUGGUUCUGUCCACGCUGCGUUCAGGAGAGGAGGAAGAAGAAAUAAGGCUGGUGCUCAGAGCAGAAGAGCGAGUUAACGUAUUCCGUCUUCGUGUUGCAAUAUUUUCUCUUCGUUUUAAAACUACCUUGUUUCAAACAAUAUUUAAAAACUCAGUGGCCAGUUGUAAUUCUGGAUGCUUCCUAAAACAAACAAGAAUCGUCUGAGCCCUGUUUGCACGAGGAGCGAUCUCCCGGGGACUUGCCGCAGUGACUUCACCCUUCAGACUUUGUACAGGCCCCGCGCCGAGCGUGGCAGGCACGCCGAGCUGCCCCUCCGCAGCCGGGGCGAGGGCGUCCUGGGGCUGCCCCCCCGGCUCCCCCAUGCGCACAUCUGUCCCCGCGAGGCCUUGCUGGAGGGCAUCUUCUGCGUCCGAGCUCUGCGCCCGCCGGAGCCUGCGGCCUGCCCGGGAGGACGGGCGCUCCCUGGGGGAGGGGGCUCCGCUCCACUGUGCACUGCCUUUUCCGUCCGGACUCCCAGUUCCCUCCGUGAGGGUUUUACCUUCUGGAGUAAACGGCUCUUCAUUAGCCCCCCCGGGCGGUCAUUGCCGUGACCCGCCCGCAGGAGCCGUGUGACAGCCGGCUGAUGCUCCGUUUCUCUGGGAAUUCCCCACGUUUUUACUGUGAAGAUGAAAUUAUCGUAAUAGCAUGAAGAUAGUGGGUCUGUGUGUACGUGAAGUGCGUCCAGUCCAGUAAGAGCUGAUUUUAAACCUGUCCUGUCACACACCGCUCAGCAGCUUGUGUCCACGGGGACGACAAUUAUGUGAUGCGAUUUGUGAAUUUCUCGUGCCACGGCAGUUCUGGAAUGAAGCUAGGAAACCACAGUGUGUUUUGUUUAAUAUGCAUUCACUGAAUCAAUUUUGAACCGUGUUUUAGGUAAUAGUUGGGGGACAUCGCAUACAUUUGGUGUGUUGAGAUCCAUUUGUGAUGGUGCGUAGCGGGACUCCUGGGAGCGUUCCGGACUCUCAGACCCUCAGCCUACAUGUAGAGGAGUCCAGGGAGUCCCGAGGAACGAGGGAAACCUGUUUCUGUUCCUCAAGCCAGGAAGAGAAGUCCAGGAGGUAGGGUGGCGAUGCAGAAUUUCCCAAUGAAGAGGAACCUGGUCCCUUUCUGAGGAGGCCUCUGGAACGUGCCUCCAGUGGUCUGCUUCCCCGCACGCUUCUCCUGUUCUCUGAUGUUUCUCCGGGCACAGGGGCGCCUGGGGGCUGCAUCCUGGAUGGGCCGCCCCUCGCCGACCAGCUCCUGUCGGUCAAGGACAGCUGGGACAUUACCUGGGGCGGCAGAGGGCGGCGGGGGCCUGGCUGGUGCCUGCGCCUGUUUGUUGGCGGGUCAGCCUGCGCCAGCAGCUGUGCCGUCCUGCUGUCCUUCCCGAGCGCGCCAGGAGCAGGCCUUGCCUCCAGGUGGCGGCAGGGGAGUCGGUUCGGAGAGGGCAGCCCUUUCUGUCGCGGGCCUGACGCCUUCCUGCCAUGCAGAGAGAAGGGCCGGGGGCCCGGAGGAGCGCCGGCCGCCACCAGCACCUCGGUCUCACUGCCACUGAAAACCAGGCUCGUUUGUACUUAGUAACUUAGCUCUUUGUUAACACAGGUGUUUAAAGAUUGUGGGGAAUAAAUUGAGGAAAAGUG
Molecule: messenger RNA, 2702 nt
Organism: Canis lupus familiaris (dog)
Lineage: Eukaryota; Metazoa; Chordata; Mammalia; Carnivora; Canidae
Gene: ING5
Product: inhibitor of growth family member 5
Exons: 8
Coding region: 449-1090 (213 amino acids)
Biological process (GO): positive regulation of apoptotic signaling pathway; positive regulation of DNA-templated transcription
Cellular component (GO): nucleus
Molecular function (GO): chromatin binding
Source: RefSeq, a predicted model, not a curated record